Molecule: messenger RNA, 939 nt
Organism: Cryptomeria japonica (Japanese cedar)
Lineage: Eukaryota; Viridiplantae; Streptophyta; Pinopsida; Cupressales; Cupressaceae
Product: receptor-like protein 32
Exons: 2
Coding region: 1-939 (312 amino acids)
Molecular function (GO): protein binding
Source: RefSeq, a predicted model, not a curated record
AUGAGAAGCCCGACCGAGCCGUUGUGCAGGGAGCUGCAGACUGCGGCGGGGGAGCUGCGCGAGGGAGCUGCGGAGGAGCUUUGCGAGGGUGGAGCUGUCGGGAGCUGCACGGUAGCGGCGCCUGGAAAUUUUUUAACAAGCAGUAUCCCUGCUAGUUUGGGUGGUAUGCUAAAUCUUCGGAUGCUGAAUUUGGAAAACAAUCGUUUGGAUGGAAUGAUUCCUGGCAACCUUGGCAACCUAACACAGAUGUCCAUACUCAAUAUUGCAAAUAAUCGUUUGAAUGGUAGGAUCCCUAAUGAGCUGGGUAAUAUGACACAACUUAGGUCUUUCCGCAUCCAAAAGAAUAACAUACAAGGGCUUCUUCCGCUUUCUUUCAGAAAACUUACACAGUUACAAGUGCUUGAUGUUGGAGAAAACAAAUUGGCAGGGCCUAUUCCAGAUUGGAUUGCUAUUUUAUCGAGUUUGAAAGUUCUGGUGAUGAGAUAUAACAAAUUCAAGGGCAAACUUCCUCUGCAGAUCGGUGAAAUGCCUCUGAUUCAGAUUAUAGACCUUUCUUCAAAUCUGUUGUGUGGUGAAAUCCCGGAAAGCUACUUCAAUUUUUCAGCCAUGAACAGUGUGCAGCAAAAGUACUUCAAGUUUCUGGGGGAAGACAGUUCAAGCUACUAUAUAGAUAACUUAAAUAUGAUUAUCAAGGGCAAAGAGAGGGAGUUUACAUACAUUCUUUCUAGCUUCACAUGCAUUGAUUUGUCACAUAACAGAUUCAGGGGCCAUCUUCCACCUGUAAUUGGAAAUCUUGAAGGCUUGAUGUUUCUCAAUCUCUCCAUGAACACUCUAAGUGGACCGACUCCAGAGACCCUGGGAAAUUUAGGGCAGUUGGAAUCCCUGGACCUUUCUUUGAACUUUUUUCAGGACAAAUUCCAUUCCAGAUUGGUCUUUUAG